This is a messenger RNA of Coregonus clupeaformis (lake whitefish), 741 nucleotides long. RefSeq names its product gastrula zinc finger protein XlCGF71.1-like. Gene Ontology annotation, cellular component: nucleus. The record is from RefSeq and is a predicted model, not a curated record. Lineage: Eukaryota; Metazoa; Chordata; Actinopteri; Salmoniformes; Salmonidae. The transcript has a single exon. The annotation marks the transcript as partial. Gene Ontology annotation, molecular function: RNA polymerase II cis-regulatory region sequence-specific DNA binding; DNA-binding transcription activator activity, RNA polymerase II-specific. Gene Ontology annotation, biological process: regulation of transcription by RNA polymerase II.
AGACCUUUCAAAUGUACUGUGUGUGGUAAAGACUUUGCUGACAAAGGUUAUCUUAAAACUCAUCUCAAGAUCCACAACAAUGAAAGGAACUACCAUUGUGGGGUUUGUGGGCUGAAGUUCAUAAACAUUGCUGCGUUGAAAACCCAUCAGCGCACACACACCGGGGAGAGGCCUUUCCAUUGCACAGUGUGUGACAAGACAUUUUUCAGACACGCACACCUGAAGAACCACCAGCGCACUCACACAGGUGAGAGACCAUACACCUGUACUGAGUGCAGCAAAAGCUUCACUCAGUCUGGUGAUCUCACAAAACACAUACGCACCCACACUGGAGAGAAGCCGUAUGAAUGUUCUGUCUGCCACGGAUGUUAUACCUCUUCAGGGGAUCUGGGCAAACACAUGAGGAUCCACAAUAACUUACGACCAUAUCACUGCCAGGAGUGUGAAAAAAGCUUCCGCAUGGCCGGCCACCUUAAAACUCACAUGAGGACCCACACUGGGGAGAGACCAUACUCCUGCCCCCGCUGCCAUCGCACCUUUGCUCGCGCCCAUCACCUCUCCGGUCACCUGCCUAGAUGUUGCUGAAUGACUAGAUUAUUUAUAUACAGUCUAAACUCUUUUACUCUUGUUGUAGUUAUUUAGCAAGGGAACAGUGAUGUACAGAAGAUGGUUUUGUGCCCGACUCUGACCUGGUAAUGCCAAUAAAUGGUAAUGAAAUAAAGGCCUCUAUAGUCUGUGAAA